AUGGGGGCGGCGCGGCCGCGCGGCCCGUUUAAAACGGUGGCCGUAGCAGUUUCCGCCGACGUCGCUUCCAAAAAUCGCCUCCUCACGUUUCCGGUUCGGAUUCCCCUCGCGUCACACGCUCCCCUUCCCCUUCCCGCACGCUCUCUCCCUCGCGCUCCCAUGGCGUCCCUCUUCAGGGCUCGCCGGCGGCGAUCGCCGGAGGACGAAGGGGACGACGGCGAAGGAUCCGGAUCCGGGCGGGGCAAGCGCCGCCGCCUCUCGCCGGAGGAGGGCGCGCUGGUGCCGGCGGAGGGGGGCAGGAGCCCCGGGUGGCUCUCCACCAUCGUCACCGGGGCCAAGCGGGUCAUAUCCUCCGUGCUCUUCUCCUCGUCCGAGGAGCAGGCCUCCGGGGACGAGGAGGAGGAGGAGGAGGAGGAGGACGGCUCCGAGCAGGACUCCGAUGGAAACGAAGAUACCCGUGAUACUCAUGGAAAAAUAGUUCCUUACAGCGAGUCAAAGCUUGCCAUUGAGGAAAUGGUUUUGAAGGAAACAUUUUCAAGGGAUGAAUGUGAUAAGAUGGUAAAGCUAUUACAGUCACGUGUUACAGAUUCAGCAUUUCCUGAAGCCUAUGAGCAUGGGACACCAAAAGAAACCCCAAGCAGGAAUGGCCAUGAUUUUACUGGAGCUUGGCGUUCCUUGAAUCGCAAUAGAAAUGGCCCUGGGUCAGGUCCAUUUUUUAGUACCGGACCUGGUAACUUUUCUCCUGGCUCUCCUCUCCAAGCAUCACCUGAGCUAUGUAGUGCAGCAGUUAUGGAAGCAAAGAAAUGGUUGGAAGAGAAAAGGCAGGGAUUAGGCUCAAAGCCUGAAGAUCAUGGACCUUGCACAUUGAACACUGAUGUGCUUAAUGCUGACCUCAAAUCUGACAAGGGUUCUCCUGUCGAUUUAGCAAAAUCAUACAUGCAGUCAUUGCCACCAUGGCAGUCCCCUUUAUUAGGCAGUCGGAGAUUUAAAUCUCCACCCUCCGGUGGAGUACAUAUUAAUGAUGAAGAAGGAUCCAAAUACUUCUCAUCAUCGAAGGUCGACACCAAGGAAGACUUCCUUUCCAGUUCCAACUUCUGGGAGAACUUUGAUAUGCGAAGAGAUCACAUUAGAUUUUCUGAAACUGCAGAAGCUUCUAAGUCGAGGCCUCAUGGUUCUACUUCCAGAUUGUUUGAUAAUGGUGUCUCUAUACUCUCGCCAGGUACUCGUGAUGAAGUUGGACAGUCUGUACAGGGUUAUGAAGGUUCUGAUAAAGUUGCUGCAGCAGAACCAGCCAAUGAGUGCUCCUUACCUAUUUCACCAACUAAAGAUGGAAACCAUGGUGCUGUUGAUUCUGUGGAUCCUGCACCGAAUGACAGUGGCAAUCUUGUCCAAGAAUGCCAUGCUGCAUCUGAUGUUCAUCCUGAUGAGGUACCACAGGGGAAUGCAGAUGAGGUACCACAUGGGAACCCUGUGCCUCUCACAAGUGCUACGGAAGAGGCUGCCGACCACAGUGGAGAUAAAUCUGUGCCCGCAGAACCAGAAAUUCACGAAGAAUUGCAUAUGAACUCAACUUCAGAAUCAAGAGCAAAGGAUGCAGCCCCCCAGAUCCGGAUGAGUUUGCGUUCCCUAAAGAAAAAGGUCCACACGAGUUUAAAUGGGCCUACCAAGAAAAUCUCUGCCAACGGUCUUUUGGAUCGGUCAGACGGCAACUCAGGGAUAGAAUCCUCGGGCAAUGAUAAUCCCAGCUGCACUAACUCGAGCAGUGCUGUGCCUCCCAACAAUAAUGAGUUGAUCAACUCUGCAGCUGAUGCUUCAGCUGAUAACUCCGUCGAUAACGGCGCGAGAACAGUUUCAGAGAAACAGGCGGAUGGUAAGUCUGUCGAAAACGGCGCUGGGAAGGAUUCAGUUGAACCAGUAAAGGAAGACCCUAAACCAACUUACGUCAGACGUGGCCGGAAAAGGGCUGCUCGGAGGGCAUCAUGA
Messenger RNA from Triticum turgidum subsp. durum (durum wheat), 1983 nucleotides. Lineage: Eukaryota; Viridiplantae; Streptophyta; Magnoliopsida; Poales; Poaceae. The record is from the annotation of a GenBank genome assembly.